Molecule: messenger RNA, 2054 nt
Organism: Ictidomys tridecemlineatus (thirteen-lined ground squirrel)
Lineage: Eukaryota; Metazoa; Chordata; Mammalia; Rodentia; Sciuridae
Gene: Slc30a8
Product: solute carrier family 30 member 8
Biological process (GO): zinc ion transmembrane transport; insulin secretion; response to zinc ion
Cellular component (GO): plasma membrane
Molecular function (GO): zinc ion transmembrane transporter activity
Source: RefSeq, a predicted model, not a curated record
GGACAGUGAAUCAAACAACAACGUCGACAACAACAGCUCUUAUCCGGGCCACCAUGGAGUUUCUUGAAAGAACUUCCCUGGUGAAUGACAAAGCCCCUAAGAUGUACGCCUUCACACUAGACAGUGCAGAACUCCAACAGAAACCUGUGAAUAAAGAUCAAUGUCCUGGAGAGAAGCCAGAGGCACCUGAGGCAGGAGGCAUUUAUCACUGCCACAGCAACUCCAAGGCCACCGAGAGCAGGGUGAAGGAGCAAGCGCACGCCAAGUGGAAACUCUGCGCGGCCUCGGCGAUAUGCUUCAUCUUCAUGAUUGCGGAGGUCGUGGGUGGGCACAUUGCUGGGAGUCUUGCUGUCGUCACGGAUGCUGCCCACCUCUUAAUUGACCUGACCAGUUUCCUGCUCAGUCUCUUUUCCUUGUGGUUGUCAUCAAGGCCUCCCUCUAAGCGGCUGACGUUUGGGUGGCACCGAGCAGAGAUCCUUGGUGCCCUGCUGUCCAUCCUUUGCAUCUGGGUGGUGACUGGUGUGCUGGUGUACCUAGCCUGUGAGCGCCUGCUGCACACCGACUACCAGAUCCAGGCAACCGUGAUGAUCCUCGUUGCAGGCUGCGCAGUGGUGGCCAAUAUUAUACUAGCUGUGGUUUUGCACCAGAGACACCUUGUCCACAAUCACAACGAAGUACAAGCUAACGCCAGUGUCAGAGCAGCUUUUGUGCAUGCCCUUGGAGAUGUAUUUCAGAGCAUCAGUGUGUUAAUCAGCGCUCUUAUUAUCUACUUUAAGCCAGACUACAAAGUAGCUGACCCAAUCUGCACAUUUAUCUUCUCCAUUCUGGUGCUGGCCAGCACUGUCAUGAUCUUAAAGGACUUCUUCAUCUUACUUAUGGAAGGUGUACCAAAGGGCCUGAAUUACAAUGUUGUGAAAGAGCUCAUCCUGGCAGUCGAUGGCGUUGUCUCUGUGCACAGCCUGCACAUCUGGUCUCUAACAACGAACCAAGUGAUCCUCUCUGUUCAUGUUGCCACAGCAGCCAGCCGGGACAGCCAGAUUGUCCGGAGAGGAAUUGCUAGAGCUCUCAGCAAUAGCUUUCCUGUGCAUGCACUCACGAUUCAGGUGGAGUCUCCAGUCGACCAGGACCCUGCCUGCCUUUUCUGUGAAGACCCCCGGGACUAGUUCAGUCACACUGUCAGCUUCCUCUGUUUGAUAGACCACAACAUGCUGCUAGGCAACUUCUGAAACAUCAGAAAUAAGCAACCAAAGGAAGAAUUUUGAGAAAGUCACGAUACAGUGUAAUGCACGUUUUAUUCUGAAGAUGCAUAUAGAUCCAUCCGUCAAUUGGCUUAUAUACUCACCAGUAGCAGAGUUCAAUUAUAGGAAGGGUGUAAAGGUUAUUCUUAACUGGCACCAAGAUAACAGCUGUUUGUAACCAUCGGCAAUAAAAGUUUUACCUCCCUCCAAUAAAGCAUCCUGAAAAUGAGUAGGUAAAUAUGAAUUGAAGAAAGUCUUAUCUCUUCAGUGGAAGAGACAAAUAGCCACAAAAUUCCCCCCAAACCUCAGGGGUAAAAGGGAAUCUAGAGUCAUUAGAAUUUGAUUUGUCCACCAUCCUUAGCUAAGGUGACCUGGGCAAACAUCUUCUGCUCCCAUCAACAUCACAACUAAAUGGGGCAGAAAUUCCCUCUGUUAGUCUUGGAUACAAAUUAUGUCGUUAUGUGUCUGAAACUGUUGAAUUGUAUUUUACUUUUCUGCAUAGAAGUCCUGGGCAAAAGAAAAAUUGUGAAAUUACUGCUUUUUGAAUGUUUUCAUGUAGUAUGACUUAAUAAUGCAAGAAAAUGAGGAGACACAGAGAGGGAGAGUACUUGCCCAGGUCACAUGGAAGGUAAUUUGGUUAAGAAUUAAGAUCAUAACUUUGAGAUUUUGAAAAAUAUUGAUGGAGUGCUAACUAUCAUUCAAUUAUUAUAUGAACUAUUUAGAUAUAUAUGUCCAUUGUUAAUUUUUUCCUAACAAUAACUUCGACAAAUUGGAAUAAAUGCCAUUAUUGUAUUAAAAAGACACAAGACUCAAAAA